AUGGAGUCUCUGUCAGGAAAUUAUACUUCUCUGCUAAAUGAGUAUCAGCAGAAAACCCAAUGCACUGUUGAGUUUGAGGAGGGACCCACUGAUGGACCAAGCCACAAUAAAAGGUUUACUAUGAGAGCUAUUGUGAAUGGACAGAAGUUUCCUGAUGGUACUGGUAAAACCAAGAAGGAGGCAAAGCAAAAUGCUGCUAAAAACGCCCUGGAAGGCUUGAAGAGCACUCACAGUGAUGAACCGACUCCUUCACCCGUUGAAAACAUUUCAGUUAGUAAAAUAGCAUCUCAUCCGAAUUACACCUGCUGGCUCAAUGAGCAUUCGCAGAAGAGCAGGUUAAUGUUCAAGGCCUGCGAGUCGACUAAGAUGGAUCCAGGAAACCUCACCCGGUUAUGCACGUAUGUGUGUAAGUAUGUUUGUGAUGAUAAAGAGUUUCCUGAAGGUUAUGGGAAAAAUAAGAAGGAAGCCAAAGAGGCAGCGGCUCUUCAAGUUUAUGAAGAGCUCAACAGAACACCAAAUACAGAGGUCUUGGAUGAGAACAGCCAUAGAGCUCAGAGGUCAGAAACUACAUCUUAUAGCCUGGACCGCCGUUCGAGUGUUGCAGAUGAUUCUCGAAGCAGCACGCCUGACAACAACUACAUCGCAUAUCUCAAUAACUACUGCCAGAAGAAAAAACGUGUAUAUGACUUCAAAUUAGUGGACAGAAUAGGUCCUCCUCACAACCCAAUAUUUGUUUAUAAAGUUGUGAUGGAUGGGAAGGAAUACCCUGAAGCACAGGGAAGAAACGCUAAAGAAGCGAAACAAAAUGCAGCUCAACACGCUUGGAGUGAAAUUCGGGAUCAGUCUGGCUGGACCACACCGAGUUCUGAAGAUGGCGCAUUCUCACAAUCCCAAGAUACAUGUAAAUCUGAAGACGUCCAGCGCUCAGCGAACGCCUCCAGCACAAGUAAUUUCAUCUCCUUCAGAGACUCUGCUGCUGCUGCCAGUUCUCCAAUGGCCACUAGUCCUUCUGUGAGCCUAGUGGAUGUGAAGCCAAAAAUAAAAUUAGCACCAAGAUUUCUGUCACCAAACGGUCUGGACAGAAGUAAAGAGGGUGGUCCUGACAUGAAGGUACCAAACCCAGCAAAGGCAUCUGGAGGUCAAACUCCAAACAGUGCUACUAAAUCAAGGUUUUUAGAAGACUUUGACUCAAUAAAUCCGAUUGGGAAAGGUGGCUUUGGUCGAGUUUUCAAGGCAAGACGAAAGCUUGAAGACAAAUAUUAUGCCGUGAAGAUAGUGAAAAGUACAGAGAAAGCUCGUCGUGAGGUUGGUGCUUUGGCUGAUUUUAAUAAUCCCAACAUCGUCCGCUACUUCUCGUCUUGGGAAGAGGACACAGCAUACAAACACGAGUCGUCAGAGAGCUUCUCAGACUCUGGCAGCGGCCCGGGAACAAAGUUUCUCUACAUUCAAAUGGAGUUUUGUGAAGGAAACACACUUCGAGUCUGGAUUAAAGAAAGAAACUCCUCAAGCAAACAGUCCCCGGAGCGAAGAACAGAAGCAGCUCAGAUCUACCGGCAGGUGCUGAAGGCUGUGGAGUACAUUCACUCAAAAUCAUUGAUCCACAGAGACCUGAAGCCUCCAAACAUAAUGUUCAGCAGUGAGGGAAGAGUAAAGGUUGGAGACUUUGGCCUCGUGACUGCGGCAGAAAAUGAAAAUGAGGAGCAACUGCUGGAACGAACUAAAAGGACGGGAACACGUACCUACAUGAGCCCAGAGCAGAUGAAUCAAACAACAUAUGACAGAAAGGUGGACAUCUACGCUCUGGGUCUCAUCUAUUUUGAACUUGUCUGGAAUCUUGGCACAAUGCAUGAAAAGGAAAAGAUAUGGGAUAAGUUAAGAGUGAGGGUUUUUCCAGUGCAGUUCACAAAGAUGUUUAUCUUUGAGCACAAGUUGAUGGAGCGAAUGCUGAGUCCCAGACCUGAAGACAGACCAGAUGCCACAGACCUGAUCCUGGAUCUGGAUCAACAUUACACACUCCUGAAGACUGAUCAAGACCUCAGGACCGUCUGA
Danio rerio (zebrafish) is the source of this 2049-nucleotide messenger RNA. RefSeq names its product eukaryotic translation initiation factor 2-alpha kinase 2 (gene eif2ak2). The record is from RefSeq and is marked provisional. NCBI's taxonomy places the organism in Eukaryota, Metazoa, Chordata, Actinopteri, Cypriniformes, Danionidae. Gene Ontology annotation, molecular function: protein kinase activity; protein serine/threonine kinase activity; RNA binding.